Molecule: messenger RNA, 2208 nt
Organism: Schistosoma rodhaini
Lineage: Eukaryota; Metazoa; Platyhelminthes; Trematoda; Strigeidida; Schistosomatidae
Source: the annotation of a GenBank genome assembly
AAAGUUGAAAAUUUUUGUCUAGUGCAAUGAAAUGACGCGUUAUGCACUUCAGUAAAGUUAAUGGCAAUGAAUCUCAUCAUAAAAUGCCCGCAAAAUCCAUUUUUCACAAUCAUGACGUUGUAAAAGGAUCUAGUACAGACGUUGCUCCUUUGGAACAUCUUUUUGUAACUAAAUUUUCAAAGUUGACUAUUGAUGAUGAAUAUAAGUAUAAUUUAGCUUAUUUAGUUACUGAAAAUAAUGGAACAAUUCCAGCCGUUAAGAGUUCUCAGACUGAAAAUCAGCGAUCAGUGACAUCGAAUACAAAACCUUUUAACCGCAUUCAUGUUGAUUCUAUUCAACGUAAAUCUGAACCAGUUAUUCAUACAGAUCACAGAGGUUUCCACCGAUCAUGUAGAUACAGAAGACAAAAACCAUUGCGUGGGAAGGUUGCAGCCCGUCGUAGUUCUCCUGUCUAUAUUAGUAGUCCUGAAUCUUAUGAACAUAUGUCAUCAGACUUUGAUGAUCGAAGAGAAUUCGACCAUAGUUCAUUCGCAAAACAUCUGUCAAAAGUACAUGAUAAUAAUGGAAUUAACCAAAGUCAUUUUUUUGAACAUAAGAAAGCUCCCGUGCUGAAUAAUGCACCUUUAGAUACCAUUUCUUCCAAAUUAAAUUGUUGUGCCUUAAAAUGCCCAACAAGUUUAAAUAUCGAUUCACCCUUAUGUGAAUUAAAGAACAAUUUAAAAGUCCAAAAGCCAGAUCCAAACACAAAUAACAUUGUGUCACGUCGUGAAACUUUUCGAACAAUUGAAAAAACACGUCGACAAGCAAACAAUCGUGUGGAAUCCAUGAAAAUAGAAGUAAAUGCCCCGGAUCCAUUGAUGAGAGAUGAUUUUUGCUCUCAUGAUGUUGCAUCUAGAGUAAAAGCCUUCAAAGCACUCAUGAAAUCAGAAGAAUUAGAAAGCAUUGAUCAAAAUAGUGAAACAAAGUCAAUCAAAAAGGUCACAGAUGAACGAAAAAUACCUAAUGUACCAUAUCAGGAAAAUCAUAUUGGUCUUCGUCGGUCCAAAACGUUUUCUGGUGAACAGAUGUCAAGAAGAUAUCAACAAUAUAUGGAUUUAUGCUUUGAUUGUGGAAAACGUAUUUAUCCUGUAGAUCGUAUAUCUACCGGUGAACGAGUUUAUCAUAAAUCAUGUUUUCGUUGUGCAACAUGUCAAAGGACAUUAUUAGUUGGCAAUUUUGCAUCAUUAGAUGGAGUGAUAUUUUGUAAACCACAUUAUAUAGAACAAUUUCAUAUGAGUGAUCAAUCUGCACCAUUGUCAUCAGUUUUUCGUGUACAAGGAGAAUAUUAAGAUAAUUCUUAUUGUUUCCAUUGUUAACUAUUCCUAUAUUUAGAAUUUUUCAAUGAAACAAAAAGAUAAUAUGAAAAAACAUUCGUAUUAUAUAAUUUCUACUUUGAAAGCAACACAUCAGAUUACUUGACAGCAAAAAACCAAGACAACGUUAAAUUUCAGCAUAGUUUGUAUACUAAUCAUAUUGCACAAUUAACAAAUCAAUUAGCUAAAUUGAUUCCUUGAAAUUUUUUUCUUUAUCAUUGAAUAUGAUAACAGCCUUUACUUUUAUUCAUUUUCGAAACUUCAAGGGUCAGGAAUUUCCGAUAAUAUAGAUUCAGGUUCUCCUUAUUUCUGAAAUUUCUGUACGUAUAAUUUCCUUCAUUUAUUGAUUGUUAAUUAUUUAUACAUUUUUCAUUAUUUAUUUAUAGAAAGAGUAAUAUCACUAGAUGACCAAGUUAUUACUUUUGAUUUUUUUAUAGAAAAGAUUGUACAAGUAGAGAAGGGGUGCAUAGCGAAACCAUAUAGGUUAUAGUGAGAACUGUGAUGAUAAUUUGUGUUUACUAUAUUGAUCUAGAUCAAAAAAUAUCAGAAAAUUGUUUAGCGAAUCCAAUUUCCUAUUGUUAUGUCUUUGAUCUGUCUACUCACUUUCGUAUCGAGGAUAAUUUGUUCAAUGUAGAUUAAGACCUUGAUGCGAUAGGCUGAAUGGCUUAACCUUGAGACUAAUAUGCGUGAGUUCGAAGUGGAGUAGAGAGACGAAAACUAUCCUAUCACCUGAUUGGCUGACAGGCACGCGCGCGAGAGAGAAAAGACAAGUCAACCGGAACACUACUCCAUUUAUUCCCAAUUCCGAUCUGGUUUUUGAUUUCAGGUUAGUGCAAAAAGAUACAUGAAUAAAUAG